UACGGGAUCAACUGACAGACCGCGGGUCUCGGUAGAAACUAAUCACCGGAGUUCUAUCUCGGUUCUAUGCUACUUCCUUCAGUGUUUUGCAUGUUUUCCAGCCAUUUGGGAUUAUGAAACCGAGUGCUAGCUGUCCGUGGGACACAUGUUCGUGUCAAUCGAAAUCAAUCAGUUUCACUCUGAAUCAUUGUGUUUCUGUGCUAAUUAAAUAAGAAGAAUAUUUAUUCAACGUUAGGUUUCUGUUGUACGUUCCGAAUAACGUUAGUAAGUAGUCGAAAAAGGAUAGGAACGUGCCAUGAGAGAACAUUUUCCGUGUGCUCCGGAACAAUCGACGGAAUUUCGUUCGGUAUUAGUAACGAUGGUGUGUCACACAGUUAAUUGAUAGAUUAAAGUUGUCCUCGGAGGGCGUUGGGUGGAAACUACGUGUUGCGAUAGCUUUUUUCCUGCUUCUGGAGCUUGGUGGACAGACGAGAUAUUGUCGCCGGGGUUUUCGCUGGCGGGGGUGGUUGGAAAACAAAAACAACAAAUUGUGCGAGCGCUGGAUUGUGGGUGGACGGGUAGACGAAGAAUACAGACAGAUUGACUGAGCAGAGAGAAUAGUUGUUGAGAGAAAGCUAGGCUCUUCUACACACACGCACAUACGAUGGAGACUGGUUUACUGACGAAUGCAAACUAGUUUGGAAGGUAUGCUCGCGGUCCCAUCACACACACGCGUCCCAAUUGGUCAGCAGUAAGGACUUCGAUUCUGGAUCAGUUAUUCAAUCAAACUGUGCUGUUUUUGUGUUUCCUAACUCUUGUAGUUCGUUCAGUGCUCCUUGCUAUAUUUGUUUGUUUUUCUGAGGACGUGUGUAGUUGCUGUGAGGUGCAAUAAAGAAUAGUCAUCUACAAAGCCAUGGUUAUUGGAUCGACCCGUAGGCGGAUGGCCCUUUUUCCCCGAACUUAUAUCCCGCAAAAGUAAUGUGUCAUUCCACGGAGAGUCUGAUGGAUCGAGGUAAAUCCUUCCUAUUAGUAGCUCGUGUUCCACCAGUUUGUGAGUGUAUCGGUAUUUUUUCGGUGAGAAUUCUGAAGAUUUAGGAAUCCUGGAGCCGAGAGUAAAGCCCAAUAAACGCAAAUGUCUGGCUGAGAGGCUAACGGUAGACAUACCGGGAGUUCCCAUUGUGAGGGGGUGGGAAAACAAAUUCAAAAGUGGCCAUAAAUCCUUACUUCGUGUUGACAGUGAGCGUGGGAGAAAACACGUUGUUACCGGGAGAGUUUAUUGGCGGUAAAGGACCAGACGCACGUGGGAGGUUGGUUUGCUCCCGCCAUGAGGAGGAUCCCGGAGAGGCACAGAGCAAGAGAAUAAUACUUUUCUUAUCGUUAUCUGUUGGUCAUGUUUAGUAAACGAGUGUGUGUCUCAAUAAGAGCGUGUUCAAGUCCUAGACACGAGACGUCGUAGUCUGUAGUCGUAGAACGCCUCAUUCAUGAAGGUCUGUGUUCGUGUGGAUGUACUCGUUUUCCAAAGAGUACAACCCGGUGGUCGCGGUGUGCCAUGAAACGAUUUUCCUACUGGGUUUCCAAUAGGAACCAUUUUCGGUUACUUUCAUACCUUUUCUACGAAGAACCACAGCUGGAGGAUUACUGACAGCAAAUCAACUAUAUUCUGCUGGGGAAAAAAACGAGUGAAAUCACGUCGAAUCGGUCAUUCACAAUAAAACCACCGGCGGUUAUUCCUGAACAGGAGAGUAAGUGAGUGCAGUCGGUGUGUUUGUGCGGAAAACCAAGGGAAAAUUCUAAACAAAAGCUUACUCUUGCCAGUUGUGUAUUCAGUGAGUGGAAACAAUUGAAAAAAGCGACAACAGCCCUUAGAGGAUAGCCAUGCACUCCUCAACCGGAUGAAGCAGCAGUGUACUCUGAAGAAAUAAUCCUAUAGAAUUUGAUGCUUUCGAUGGUCCUCGCCGUAGUGAAGGGUAUUUGUUGAAAUAUUGUGCUCUGUACCCUGCCGCUGUGCUUUCCUGUCGUUUCCAGUAUAAAGGAUAUCUCUCUAGAGCCAUUAUCCAUUUCUUCAAGUGUGUCGUAGCACCGCGUAACAGCAUAACCGUCUAAAACGAGCCUGAAAAGGAACAAACAGUGUCGUCUGUGUCUAUUGUUGUUUGAUGUUGUUAUUGUUGUUAUUGUGCAGGAAAAUAUUCAACUAAACAAGAGAAGCUAUUUAUAUGCAAACGAAGAAACCGCGCCGUGAGUGUUGUGUUUUACUACAAGCACCCAAUUGUUAUCCAUCCAUGUGGCUGAAAACUACCCUAUAAAUAUUUGCAUAAGUUUAUGCAAGAUGUUCAUCCACUAGCAAGAAUACUAAUAACGAAAGAACGCUAGAACCGGCUAAUCUGAAGCAGAGCAAAGGAUUACCCCCCGUCGGAUAAGAAUUGAAAGGGAAGCUUACUGUGCUCCCCGAUACAAGCUAGUCUAAGUGAGACCAUAUUGUAUUAUUUAUAGUAGUAAAAAUUGAGAGUAUGUGCAACAGUGUAUAAAGCAACUAGUAAAUUGUGGCUGCAGCAUCCCGAAAACCCAGUGGUGCUAGUGAUUACCACAACAUAUACGACCCAACACACUAUCCAUCGAACAACCGAAUCGGAAUUGCUGGAAUUAUGCAAAUUAAAUGAUUGUUACAGCUUUUUGAUCAACCUAGUUGUUACGUUGUGAUACAAACAGCAGAACAGGGUAGCAAAUAAAACAAUAAUAAUGGUAAAAUAAAACACAAACCGAAAAAAUCUCCGAUCGUUGUGGUAUGUAUUGCUGUUGCGUCCUGUUUCCGUCGCCAUCGUCGUAGUCGUCGUUGCCGCCCAUGCUGCCACUAUUACCAGGAGGUGGACAAAAAAAAAGUGUCAACCGUAGCGCACUGGACCGAUUUUAUAACCAAUCCAGCUGAGCACUACUUGCUGGAUCAGCUUGCUUUUUUGUUGUUGUUUAAUGCGGUAGGAAGGAUCCUGGGAAAUGUACCGCCCAACCAUAUAGGCCGAAUGUGUGCCAUGGUUCAAGUGUUUUGUGGCUGCCCAACAGUUUGUUUCGAAAUUAAUUCCGGACCCGGUACCCGGGUGGGUGAGUGCUCGUGAUAGGGUAGAAUGAUAAAGUGUGUUUAAAAAAAAGAUAAAAGAAGCAUUAAUUUUUAAGCUGCCAAGGGGAGUCAGGCGGAGUGGUAGUUAAACUUACCGUUAUCAGCCAGCGCGGGAAUUAAAAGCGAAACCAACGGAGUGUGCUUGUGAAAGUGAAAUAAAAAUAAUUGAAAUUUAUGCCGUUGUUAAUGGUGAAAAUAUGCCACUAGUGUUGGCGAAAAAAAAGUAAUGAAAUAAAGCAAAUGUAUGUCCUUUGAACCGUUGUUACGCUCCUCAUCGCAUCCAGUAGUAGCGGUUACUUUGUAGUGUGCGAAAAUGUUCAACGCCAGGAAGAAAGAAAUGAAAAGGUCACAAUAAAAUUGUAACUUCAAAGGCAAAAUUAAGUGGAAGCAACACGCAAUUGAUGAUCUGUGGAAUAAUGUAAACGAAGCGAAAAAAACCGUGCAAUUUUGAAGCCAACAGAAUCAAGUGUCUCGUAAAUCUGGCCCGGUUGACGGAAUAAUCGUUCUCAAGGGAAUACUAGUAUACUCAUCUAAACAUCCUAACUCAGGCAGUUGGCAUUUCAAUCGUAAGCAACGUGCCGCGAGGUGAUUGUAAUCAAGUUGGGCUGACCCUGGGCGUUCCACGGGUGGGCAGUAUACGAAAGUACCACUGAAACCUGUCCUCCCCCGUUUGAUUUCGAGGAACGGACAGGCGGCACCAGCAGACCAACUGUCAGAUAGAGUAGCAGUCACAGCGGCAGUACCAACAGCCGCCGCCGCCGCCGGGGAAAGUCCGUAAACAAAGAAGGUGCCGUAAAAGAGAACAGCAAAACGACCAAUUCGGCAGUCUCGAACGCAUCCAGAGCCAGUCCUGUACAAGAUUGGAACAAUGCCACCAUCCACACCAUUGCUGCAGGAUCGACGGUAUCCUAUCAUUCCUUGACAAAGACUCCGAACUCCGAACACUCCCCUCCCCCCCCCCCCCCCCCCCGCCGUGAUGAGUGACGGCUUGCACGAGCAAACAUUUUUCUUCUGUCGAAAUUUACUGCGAAAUCAAGGGAAAAUGAUAGACAUAACCGAAUGAUACCAGGAAAAUGUAAGUUUAAAACCAGCAGCAAUAGUCAUCAGAAAAACAUUAUUAGGGUUCACUAUCAAAUUCGAACAAUCAGCAACAACAGUGAAGGUUGACUAGCGGAAAUCAUUAGGAAACAUAUACGCUUACAAAUAUUUUAGGUAACGAUUUUUCCUAUUUUUGUACCAGAGAAAAUACACAAUAUAAACAACAGUUAAACAUGUCCAAAUUAUUGUUACUAGGUCGUACCCCUGGGUUAGUUUAGAACGAAGAGUGCACCCAUAAGUGUCUUAUGUAAAACAGUAGUUUCUGUUGUUGUCGUCCGGAAAGUUAACCACCACAAAGAAGUAAAGUAACUUUGUUAGGCCCCGAUUUAUUGGCAAUAGGUUGACUUUUACAGCAAUUUAUAACUUGAAUUAAAAAUUUACUCCCGUUCGUCCAAUCCACAAAGAAACACGAAGCAAACAUAAUGAUCAGACAAUACUUAUGAAUAAGUUAGAGGGCAACUAGUUGCUGGCAAAAUGUGUGUUAACGAGGUAUCGAUUUUUCAGUCAGACAAUGAGUUCCCAUGCGAAGGCUUACGAAGGCUGGUUCAAUAGCGGAACCGACUGGGUGCAGUACAGCUGAUGAGGCUCCGAAAUAGAAGCUAGCUGUUCUCUGUUUUAGUAAUAGCAAAUGGGUGGGAUUUAUUUGCGGGGUUGAAGGGGGUUGAGCAGCUAUUUUAAAGAGAAAAAGUGUUAGGGAUACCGAUUUUCUACCACGUGCUAAGCUUGUAGGACCCCUUCCGAAUGCGAAGAGCGACCCAUUGCUGAUGAGAUAGUAGUGCGUAGCAAAAGUUAUAAUUGAAUGGUGCUUUUCUGUUUCAACGAAAACCCGGUUAUCGAGUGUUGUUAUUUUCGAGAGGAGUAGACAGUUGUAUACCAAUUGAUUGAGGGUUUUUUUUGUAUGGCCCGGUGUUAAUCUAUUUGAGUUUUUGCUCGGUCCUUACAAAAAAUCAUACGAACGAAUGGUAGGAAACAAUAUUUUUGAAUACAUACAUUUUACCCCAGAACUAGUCAACGAGAAAAGAUAUCACUAACAGGUUUGCCGUUUUAGACAAAAAAAAAGUAAAAGAAAAUGAAAUACUAAUACACGCUGUUAAACGUCAACAAAGGUGUAUAAAUAUUGUUGUAUUUGUUACUAUCUAAGCCUAGAGUGUUAAGCUGCUAAUCAAAGUUUCAUGACAAGAGCAACCAAAAGAAAACUAUUCAGAAACGUAGAUUUUAUAUUUGUUUUACACGGAGAAUAACUGAAAGUACUAAGUAAAAGCUAACAGAGUUUAAAGAAAGCGAUUUUUUAAAAUUUUAUACAAAGAACAAAAGACAAAACUACUAGUAAACGAUAUAAAAGAACGGACACUUAAGUAUAAUAGAGAAGCUACAUCAAUGUUAGAUUAAAACGUGGCAUUUUGUGCUUGAAGGUGUUAAUUUUCUAGAAAGCUUUGACUGUCUGUAGUUACUAUUAAGGAUAAUACUCACACACCAACACCAUUCUGAUGCAUUGACACAAACACCUUUAUCAAGUAUUGCAACAAACCCACACGAAACGGAUGAUUUUAAUUUUAAAACCGGAGUCUAAUACCAACUGCUAGGAGAAUUUAUAGUUCUAUUAUCGAUAAUCCAACUAGGUGCAUUUCCCCUUUUUGAUAACUGUCUACAAGCUAUUUAGGUGCAAAAGAAGAAAAAUGUUUGACCUAUAUGUGCGCAAGUAAGAUUAAUCCUUAAAUAUUCAAUCGAUUCCCGAAUCCCUCAAACUGUCGUAUCCUACGCAUACCUGUGGCUUAAAAAAACAACAGCAGAACAAUUGAAGCACUAGAGCAAAAAAACAGGAAACGAAUCUGGCAAGCUUGUGUCGAGACUUGCCUAACUCUCUAGUACCGGUACCUACUAGGAGCAAAACGCACAAACCACACGAUGUAUGCAGCUGCCGGUGGUGCCUCGUUGGCCUCGCGACAGGCACGCAAAAAGCAGGCUGCCCAGAAUACCAAAAACAAGGCCACCAAUCAGCAGAUCCUUCGCGAGAAGCUAGCCGCGAAAGCUGUUACGACCCCGACCAAGAGUAAACCCUUCCACCAGUUACCUGCAUCCUACCUGCGUGCACCUCACCAGCACCAUAGGAAACUGAGCGCCGGCUACACGACCGUCCCAGGCUAUGACCAGCACCACAGAUCUCUGGUACCUAUCAGUGAACAGUCCUCAUCAUCUCAUGGAGUUCAUCCUCCCCAUACGCCUCAUCAUAUCCAACAUCACCAUCAUCAUCAUCCGGGUCAUCCGGAACCAUGCUUUAUCCAACAUGGACCCCCACAACCGGCCGGCGCCCAUCAUCCGCCGUUGCCCAAACCAACCGGAUUCCGCGAGUAUGAUAAACUGGUAAGACGUCAACAGUUAACAAAGUCCGCAACCGCCACAUUGCCACUGGUAUCACAAGCACAUGAUCUAACACCACCACAAACGCCUACCCCCUGCUUUGGCGAACAUCAGCAGCCCACACAUCUCGCCAGCAAAAAUCCCAACACAUUCUCACAGCCCCUUCACCUACAAAUACCCACCAACGAUCCGAUCAUAAUUACACCGGCCACACCGCAGGCCACCCCACCGGGCAAGCUCAGCCUCCAGCUCCACUCGACCACGACCCCGGAAGAUGAAGGACGACCCCAGACACCCACCCCCGGAGCCCUGGAACGCAAGUGCAGCGUGUACCGUGGACGCAAGUUGGACCCAUUCGAGGAACACUUCUACAGCAACAACACCACGACAAUAAACCACCAGCAGCAGCCGGAUGACGUGUUCUACGGCCAUCAUCCGCAUCUCCCGAACGGUGAACAUCGUAGAACGUCCUACGUUUGCAAGUAUGAUUCCGAGUACUACUGCUGCGACGGUGAGCACCGACAGCUGGAGGUCUGUACCUGUGAUCACAUUGAGUGUGCCCAAGGUCGUGCCGCAUGGUUGGAGCGCGGUAGACGAUGCAGCGUGCAAGAAACACCCGCCUCCUGCCAUCGACGAUGGGUCAAACGUAAUCGGAUACAAGACUCAUCGUUGGGUGGCUCCUCGGACGAUGAAGACUUACUCGGUGUGCUGCGAGGCCCCAGUUCAUUCGCCAAUGCCUUCCUUUACGUAGGUUUAGGUACGAUAGCAAUUGGAUUAGUUAUAGCAUUCGUCGGAACUGGCGAGAAAGGAUUCAAAACGGUUGAACUAAGACUAAUCGGACCAUCGUUAAUCGGUCUCGGCUUAAUUUGUUGUAUAUUGCGUAUCCUGUUUUGUAUAUGCCCGUCACACUGUUUAUCAUCUAGUCGUAAAGCGAGAAAUAAGAAAAAUGCUAAAAUAGAUGCCGAUCAUCGGACUUCCCUGUUACGCGGUGACAGCAAACGAGUAUCGAUAGCACGCGGACCUCACAUACCGACAAAACAGCCACAAAUCUACCCCAAGUCGAUUGUGAAAACCAAGACGUACGAGGGCGUGGAAGCACUUCGGCAAAUAGCAACCACCUCAUUAUUUCUUCAAAACGAGCAAAAAGUUUCAUCCAACCGCAUUGUUCCUAUCAUUAAGGAGCCUGAAAGAUUAGAAGAGCCACCUUUAGAGCUAAAGAAGUUUGAGACUCUCAAGGAGGCGCUCAGUGUGAUAGACAUCGUUAGUAUAUCGGAUGGGGAAGAUGAUGACGAUGAUGCCCGCAGCCACAAGCACCGCCCGCACGAUCCUUCUGGUAAAGUGUCCGACACUCAGGUGAUAGAUCUUACGGUUGAAGACGAACAAUCACAUUCCAUCGAUUCGCACCACCAGCGAAAAGACAGCAAGCUCCGAAGGCAACGAACCUCGGUAAACCAGCAAAAACCGAAAGAUGCUGGUGUGACAACGGAAUCAUCGAUGUCAUCGUUGUCUCCUGGUAGUAGCGGAACUGCAGGUGGUGGCCUAUUGAUGGAAACCUCGCUAAUGAUUAUCGGCCCUACGCCGGUAAGCUCACCAACCAAAGUACAGCAACAAUCAACCCUCACGGUGCCGAUGACCACCAAUACAGCAUCAUCCCUGGUCACCGGUACCAGUUCACUGAAAGCAGCGCCAUUAACACAAUCAACCUCGUCCGCGUCCGCCUUCGGAGCUGUAAUAGCUACCAGCAUAAACACGCAAAUACCCGGAUCACUAUCACCUUUGCCGUCAACUUCGUAUCUACCUAGCGCGGCAGCGAUCAUGUCUCACGUAUCCCCCCUGUCGCCAUCACCCACUGCAGGACUGACUCAUUACAGUAGCACCAGCAGCAGCAGCAACCUUCUCUCACCCCCUCCGAUGACAGGGUUUCCGUCGAUGCUAGGCUCCUCGCCGGCCACCAGUCCUGGUCUGUACGAUCUGCACACGCAUGCUAUCAACACGAUCACCACGACAUCUUCAUCGCUACAAUCAUCAGCCGCGACCACUACCAAGACCGAACCGGAAUUAGUAUUAAGUCCAGCGAAAUUAGGACAGUAGGUAUACUAUACACUUACACAAAUAUAGAUUUUUUCCUAGCAAAAACAAAAACCGAAAAGCAGGGCAUACAUCACAAAGUGGGAGAUUACGAAUAUCGACGGAGUCUCAGCCUAACAGCACAAGCGAGCGAGAAUUGAUACAAAACCCGGAAAUGAAACUUCCCGAACGAAGCAUCUUUUGCGACCGGUGAUAUAUUUAUACAAAACGAGAAAAUCGGUCCAAUUGUGCUACUAAGCCAACUACGGACACAGACGAGCAAUUCCUUGUAUGUGUGUGGGAGAUUGGUACUGUACUGACAAAUGAAACAGGAGGUGGUUACCAGGAAGGAAGAAUCCCUAUACAAAAUAUGGCUAAUUCUAUACGAAGUUCUUAUAUUUUUUGGGCUACAAGAAGACCGUAGGACUAUCAUGACUAGGAUUGUCUCCUGCAAUGGCACAGCAUUUGCGGAAGCUUUUUUACACCGAGUUACUUUUUUUACAUAACAUUAUAUAAAAUUCUCUUAAGACUAGCACGUUAUAUAAAAAAUUAUCUUUUGAAAAUUAACUCUAAGAAUAAUUCGUCAUUACCGGGUAUGGCGCAUCGGGCGAUACGAGUUAUGAUCGGUUGUUGACGAAGACAUUCACGUGCUUCCGGUGUGAUAAUCUAUAUUAUAACGCCUGUAUAGGUUGUUCAUUUAUUUUUAUACUGUUCCUGUUCCAGACAGAGUCCAGAUCACAUCUUUCUUCUUUUGUCUCAAGUACCAGCCACAUGGGUCGUUGAAAAGCGUUACAACAGUUACGCAUAAUAACUUGACGUAUUUCGUCCCAUUUUUUCAACAUUCGUAGGCAAAAGUUUCCUCCACAGUUAGCCUCUCCCCGGCAUUUCCUAAUUUGUCUAGCAUGUAGCUCAACGAAUAGAAGUUGAGAUGGUUCAGGGCGAAGAAACAGGCUACUCUUUCGGUGAAAUAAAGUCCGAAAAAUAAGUCUACCACCAAGCCCCUAUAGGAUGAAAAAGUCUCUUGUUGGAAGUAGUGUUGUGCAUUCUUGUAGAUUUUUAUUGUGAAGAAAAGCAAACGGUUCUUCGAGUAUCUUUAUUUUCUUGAAGUGUCCUGUAAAAAAUCCAACAGCAUACUUCAGUAGAUUCCAGACAGUGCGACUUGAUCCCGCGAUAACACCAUCAAUUUCAACUUCCUUCUGUGGAAUACAAGCACGAUACUAACGCGUAAAAUACUCGCGGAAUACUAUCUCGCUAGCUGUUGUAAGUUUUUUCAACAAACUAUCCUUUUUUCAACAAACUAUCCUUGCCGGUGUGCCACGAAACUGAGGAAGCUAGAACAUUUUCCUAUACAAUCAACCCGAGUUUUUGACGGAAUGCCAUCUGUUGUUCUUAUUUUGUGCGAAAAUGUCACCCUUCUUCACUAGGGGUUUUUUUCAAAACACUCUUAUUUUUCUCCUUCUCAUUUUUAUUUCACUUUCUCAAAUGCACUUUAAUCUUAUACCACUGCAAAAACACCCGCGAAACUUAAAUCGUUUACUAAAAAAAAGUUCAAAUUUUCUGCCACUGUGCAGAAAGUCACCGACCGAAGACCGAAGGA
Topomyia yanbarensis is the source of this 10208-nucleotide messenger RNA. RefSeq lists its product as uncharacterized. The transcript has 8 exons. The record is from RefSeq and is a predicted model, not a curated record. Lineage: Eukaryota; Metazoa; Arthropoda; Insecta; Diptera; Culicidae. Bases 6092 to 8635 code for a protein of 847 amino acids.